AAACUGCAGCCUAGUUUCACAUGUAUAGUGUAUGACGGCGGUAUUUAAACGGUUUUGUACUUUGUUUUCAGGUAUGGCUUUUAUUAGGAAUUUAUCCGGAGUGUUGCAUUCAAGGUUACGGGGUCUUCAUCCACAGCAGCUGGCAUGUCUCCACACCAGCACGUCGCUGGAGUCAAAGAACUGGGAGAGGAAAAACCUGAAGGUGUAUCCGCCUCAGGGACUAGAUGAUGAUCGCAGACCAGCAGAGGUCCACCACAGCCGGAGGCAGAUCAAGUACAGCAAAGACAAGAUGUGGUACCUGGCCAAAAUGAUCCGAGGGAUGAGCAUCGACGAGGCCAUCGCACAGCUGUCCUUCAACGACAAGAAAGGAGCAAAGAUCAUGAAAGAGGUUCUCGAGGAAGCUCAGGAGAUGGCGGUCAAGAAUCACAAUGUAGAGUACAAAUCCAACUUGUAUGUGGCGGAGUCCUUCUCCAGUAAAGGGAUGUACCUGAAGCGGAUCCGUUACCACGCCAGAGGGAGGUUUGGCAUCAUGGACAAAGUUAACUGCCACUACUUUGUGAAGCUGGUGGAGGGAUCGCCGCCCAAAAUCGAGGAGAAGACGAGCUUUGAUCAGGCCAAAGAGUACGUCCAGAACCUGAAGAACCGAAAAAUCAUCCACAGCCUGUAGACGUCUCAUCCCAUCAAAAUUUUACAUGUAACUUGUACUGUGUUUCUGUCUCUCUUGUUUCACUUGACAUUUGUAAAUAAAAUAAAAAAAGAAAGAAACAAUCA
This is a messenger RNA of Gasterosteus aculeatus aculeatus (three-spined stickleback), 771 nucleotides long. RefSeq names its product mitochondrial ribosomal protein L22 (gene mrpl22). Gene Ontology annotation, biological process: translation. Gene Ontology annotation, cellular component: mitochondrial large ribosomal subunit; ribosome. The record is from RefSeq and is a predicted model, not a curated record. NCBI's taxonomy places the organism in Eukaryota, Metazoa, Chordata, Actinopteri, Perciformes, Gasterosteidae. Gene Ontology annotation, molecular function: structural constituent of ribosome.